This is a messenger RNA of Aureococcus anophagefferens, 690 nucleotides long. RefSeq lists its product as hypothetical. The annotation marks the transcript as partial. Lineage: Eukaryota; Pelagophyceae; Pelagomonadales; Pelagomonadaceae. Gene Ontology annotation, biological process: amino acid activation for nonribosomal peptide biosynthetic process; secondary metabolite biosynthetic process. Gene Ontology annotation, molecular function: phosphopantetheine binding. The transcript has a single exon. The record is from RefSeq and is a predicted model, not a curated record. Gene Ontology annotation, cellular component: cytoplasm.
GCGUACGUGAUCUACACGUCGGGCUCCACGGGCCUGCCCAAGGGCGUCGUCUGCCACCACCGCGGCGCGCUCAACACCAUCGAGGACCUGCGCGCGCGCUGGGGUUUAGGGGACCGCGACGUGCUGCUGGGUCUGGCGAGCCUCGCGUUCGACCUCUCGGUCUUCGACGUCUUCGGGAGCGCGCUCUGCGGCGCGGCGCUCGCGCUGCCGCGCGCGGCGGACCUGUCGCCGCCGGACCCGGACGCCUGGCUGCGGCUCUGCGACCGCGCGGGCGUGACGGUCUGGAACAGCGUGCCCGCGCUGCUGGAUCUGGCGGUGUCGGGCCUCGAGCUGCGCGACGGGACGCUGCCGCGCGCGCUGCGCGUCGCGUUCCUCUCGGGCGACGUCGUCCCCGCGGGCCUGCCGGCGCGGGCCUACGACCGGUCGCCGACGGUGCGGGUCGUGCUCAUGGGCGGCGCGACGGAGGCCGCGAUCUGGUCCAACGAGUUCCCGGUGGAGCGGCCGGGCCGCCUCCCGGCGGGCUGGGGCGGCUGGCCCUACGGCCGGCCCAUGUCGAACCAGACCAUGUGUAUCCUGAGCGACGCGACGCUCGAGCCCCUGCCGCCCUACGUCGUCGGCGUCAUCCACAUCGGCGGCGUCGGCGUGAUGACGGGCUACCGCGGCGACGACGAGAAAAACAAGCGGUCGCUG